AAGAAACCGUCGGUACAGUCGGUAGUUCGCGGGUACAGUAUUAAGCCAAUCUCCCGGAACUGUCUGUGGUAGGCCUGGAAUGCGGUCGAUGUUCGUUAAGUGUGGAACGUAAAUAAGCAAUCGAGCGGUCCUCGAUUCCGUUCGGGUCGGUACAAGAUAGUCUAGGACAAGCGAAGAAAAUCGCUCGUUUCCCACCACCCAUGGAUACAUCCACGUUAUUCCGCGAUCGUCGUUAGAACGAACGUCGGGGGAACACCGCGCGCUUAGUUCGCCCGAUUGACGUGUUUCGCCGAUUUCCUCGAAACAGUGACCGAGGUACGCGAGGAAGGAGCACACGCCGGAAGAGAGGAAUGGGUAUCAGGGGGACAAGAAGAAGACGAGGGCAGGCCCUGUACUCGUGUCCCGCGCUCGUCUUCCUCGGCACGUCGUCGUCAUCGUUGUCGUCGGACCGUCGUACCGUCGUGCUGCGAUCAGGAAGGGAAGAAGCGGCGAACAGGCCGCGCUGCUCGUUCCUGUUAUGCACGCAAAGCAAGCGCCCAGUAGAGUGUUCAUAAUUCCACCGCGUUCGUUAGUACCCGUGGUGGAGGAGGAAAGGGAAAGGGUAACCUGGGCUACCUGGGCGACGAGGAGGAGGAGGUGGAGGAGGCAUAGGCGUAGGAGAACGUUUGACACACAGUGGUAGUGGGAGAGCGCCCGGAUGGAUUGAAGCGCAGGAGAGGGUAAAAAGCGUGGGCGCGCGAUUUUCUAUAUAUGCGCGUUCACCACGAGAGCCCAGACUGCCGAGAGGUGAUACCUGUUUAGUUCGAUCUGUCGAAGAAUACAGGCAUCCAUCCUGCGAAUCUACCAAUUACUGCCUCUUUCUCUCUCUCUCUCUCUCUUUCUCUCUCUCUCUCUUUCUAUAUCUAUCUCUUUCUCUCUCUCUCUCUCCCUGUCUGCCUCUGCAGAUUGUACGAGAUCGUUUGUCGAUUUCGUUCAAAAUACGUCACGAUGUUCUCGGGCAAGGUGCAGAUCGAAAUCUGCGAAGCCAGAAGUCUACGCGCGACCGACAAACAGAAGCAAUUUUGGAAGGAGAAUGAGGAGCCUUCACUGGACCCCUACGUGCAAUUGCACGUGGACGAAAUUAAAUUGGCCCGUACUAGCACCAAGCUGAGGACCUCGGAUCCAGUGUGGCAUGAAAUCUUCACUCACAAAGUACGAAAGGCGACCGAACUGGGUCUCACCAUCUUCCACGACGCGGUAUUACCGCCAGAUUAUUUCAUCGCGAAUUGUAUCAUUCCGUUCACAUUACUUAUCAAAAAUCUACACGACGGGAUCAACGAUUUCUGGGUUGACUUAGAACCUCAUGGAAGGUUGCGACUAAUAAUAGCAAUGUGGAAUGCUCCAAUUCGGCAACCAAGUUUCCAUGGAGAAUCUAGUGGUGAAGGACGUAAACGUCCUAAAGAUACUCGCAAGAAAGACCGGCAUGAAAGAGAAUUUCAGGAGAAAGAAGAACCCUUGAGUCGCCAGAGAGUGAUGCGACGAAGGGUUCAUCAAAUAAAUGGACAUAAAUUUAUGGCUACCUUUUUGAAACAACCGACGUUUUGUUCACACUGUCGUGACUUCAUUUGGGGCUUUGGCAAGCAAGGCUAUCAGUGUCAAGUAUGUACUUGCGUAGUCCACAAAAGAUGUCAUAACUUGGUGAUAACUAAUUGUUCAGGAAUGAAAGAAGAGAUUGUUCCAGUCGAAGGAGAAGAGGGAACCAAAAUCACGCAGGCAACAGCACGCUUUAGUAUACAUGUUCCCCAUCGCUUUAAUCCUCAUAAUUAUAAAACAUUGACAUUUUGUGAUCACUGCGGAUCCUUAUUGUACGGCUUCUUUAGGCAAGGCUUGAAAUGCGAUGUUUGCAACAUGAAUGUUCAUAAACGAUGUUAUAAGAAUGUUGCACCCAGUUGCGGUAUAGAUACCAAGGCUUUGAGCGACCUUUUGAAAAAAAUAAAUUUCUGUGCAAAUAAACAACAAAUAAGACUUCCGAAGAUUAGAGUAUCUUCACGUCCACAAACACCUACAGUUGCAGAAAAGGACGAAGACAAGACAAAAGAUCAAGAUGAUAAAAAAUUUAAAAAAGAUAAAAAAGGAAUGAAAAAAGGACAGAAAAAAGGACAAAAAACGAUAAAAUUUCCUUCAAAAGAUGACCAGUCAUAUGAAACGGGCGCAAGUUGUUCGAGUCAAAAUGACUCGACUAACUCCAAAGAUGAUUCGUAUUUGAGUCAAAGAGAUUCAACUAAUGCCAAAGAUAAUUCGCAGUGGAGUUAUAGCGACUCAACCUACACCAAAGAUGAUUCGCAGUGGAGUUAUAGCGACUCAACCUACACCAAAGAUGAUUCGCAGUUAAGUCUAAGAGACUCAGAUGAUGAUAAAAACAGCAAUGUAAAAAAAAUUGGAUUGGAUGACUUUAAUUUUAUUAAAGUCCUCGGUAAAGGCAGUUUCGGUAAAGUAAUGUUAGUCGAACUGAAAAGUAAUCCCGAUGAAAUUUAUGCCGUGAAAAUCUUGAAAAAGAGUGUCAUUAUUCAAGAUGAAGAUGUAGAUUGCACCAUGACAGAAAAGAAGAUUUUAAUCCUUGCAGCAAGACAUCCUUUUCUAACGGCCAUCCACAGUUGUUUUCAAACGGUUGAUCGACUCUUCUUCGUUAUGGAAUACGUUAAAGGAGGUGAUCUGAUGUUCCAUAUCCAGAAGGCUCGAAAAUUCGAAGAGCCGAGAGCACGUUUCUAUGCAGCAGAAGUGACACUCGCACUUCAGUUUCUGCAUAAACAUCACAUUAUAUACCGCGACCUGAAACUGGACAACAUACUGCUGGAUGCGGAAGGACAUUGUAAACUUGCGGAUUUUGGAAUGUGUAAAGAAAAUGUAAUCGAAGGAGAAUCGACAGCAUCAACAUUUUGUGGUACGCCUGACUAUAUAGCUCCAGAGAUACUUCAAGAAUUGCCAUAUGGUGCUAGUGUUGAUUGGUGGGCUCUCGGUGUUUUGUUAUACGAGAUGGUGGCUGGACAACCACCUUUCGAAGCCGAGACCGAAGACGAUUUAUUCGAAGCAAUAUUGCGAGAUGACUUAGUGUUUCCAGUGUGGGUUUCUUCAGAUGCGGUGUCUGUUGUAAAAGCUUUUAUGACCAAGAAUCCUGCCAAGCGAUUAGGUUGUGUUGCAGCUGAUGGUGGCGAACAUGCUAUAAAAAAUCAGCCAUUUUUCAAACAUUUAGAUUGGGAAGCUCUUGAAGCGCGUAGAGUAGAGCCUCCAAUCAAACCUAAAAUUAAAAAUGAAAAAGAAGCCUUGAACUUUGAUGCAGUGUUUACAAAAGAGGAUCCUGUGUUAACGCCGGAUAGUCCAGACAAAUCGUACGAAAUCGAUCAAGAAGAAUUUCGUGGUUUUUCCGUAGUAAAUAGGGACUUCAAUCCAUUCAGGUAUACUACACAGUAAAAAA
Messenger RNA from Cyphomyrmex costatus, 3451 nucleotides. RefSeq names its product Protein kinase C (gene Pkc98E). Gene Ontology annotation, molecular function: diacylglycerol-dependent serine/threonine kinase activity; ATP binding. Lineage: Eukaryota; Metazoa; Arthropoda; Insecta; Hymenoptera; Formicidae. Gene Ontology annotation, biological process: protein phosphorylation. The coding region runs from base 988 to 3447 and encodes 819 amino acids. The transcript is spliced from 9 exons. The record is from RefSeq and is a predicted model, not a curated record.